Chelmon rostratus (copperband butterflyfish) is the source of this 921-nucleotide messenger RNA. It is a transcript of the gene hoxc13a, whose product is annotated as homeobox C13a. The transcript has 2 exons. Gene Ontology annotation, biological process: regulation of transcription by RNA polymerase II. Gene Ontology annotation, molecular function: RNA polymerase II cis-regulatory region sequence-specific DNA binding; DNA-binding transcription factor activity, RNA polymerase II-specific. Bases 1 to 921 code for a protein of 306 amino acids. Lineage: Eukaryota; Metazoa; Chordata; Actinopteri; Chaetodontiformes; Chaetodontidae. The record is from RefSeq and is a predicted model, not a curated record.
AUGACGACUUCGCUGGUUCUGCAUCCACGCUGGGCGGACACCUUGAUGUACGUUUAUGAAAAAAGCCCGAAUGAAAACAACCAGAAUAAAAGCCAAACAAUGGAGGGACUGAGCAGUAAUUGCCCUGCGACCCACUGCAGGGACCUGAUGUCGCACCCCGCGCUGGGACGACAUUCUGGCACCAUAGCGUCCCACCAGGGCUCCGUCUACUCGGAUAUUUCUUCUCCAGACACCGGCCGGCAGUGUCCCGCUCCUCAAACAUCAUCCAGUGCGUCUUUGGGCUACGGUUAUCCCUUUGGAAACCCAUAUUACGGCUGUAGAUUAUCUCAUUCGCACAACGUGAACUUGCAGCAGAAGCCUUGCUCGUACCACCCCGCAGAGAAAUAUGCCGAGCCCAGCACAGCGCUGCCCACGGAAGAACUGUCCUCCAGGGCGAAAGAGUUUGCCUUCUACCCGAGUUUCGCCAGCUCGUAUCAGGCUGUUCCUGGAUAUCUCGACGUGUCGGUGGUGCCCAGUAUCAGUGCCCAUCCUGAGCCGCGGCACGACGCAUUGAUCCCCAUGGAGGGCUACCAGCACUGGGCUCUCUCCAAUGGCUGGGAUGGGCAGGUGUACUGCUCCAAAGAACAAACGCAGUCAACUCAUCUCUGGAAAUCACCUUUUCCUGAUGUUGUGCCAUUGCAGCCUGAGGUCAGCAGUUAUCGUCGUGGGCGUAAAAAACGCGUCCCUUACACCAAGAUCCAGCUGAAGGAGCUGGAGAAAGAGUAUGCAGCCAGCAAGUUCAUCACCAAAGACAAGAGAAGGCGCAUCUCGGCCGCCACCAACCUCUCAGAGCGUCAAGUCACCAUCUGGUUCCAAAACCGACGAGUCAAGGAGAAAAAAUUUGUCAGCAAAUCCAAGAGCAAUCACAUGCACACCACUUGA